Messenger RNA from Helianthus annuus (common sunflower), 736 nucleotides. RefSeq names its product glutaredoxin-C13. Bases 119 to 424 code for a protein of 101 amino acids. The transcript has a single exon. Gene Ontology annotation, cellular component: nucleus; cytoplasm. The record is from RefSeq and is a predicted model, not a curated record. NCBI's taxonomy places the organism in Eukaryota, Viridiplantae, Streptophyta, Magnoliopsida, Asterales, Asteraceae.
UAUAAAUAGAUGUAGCACGGAAACCUCAAACUUCAAGCAAAUACCACUGCUUCUGCUUGGUUAGCGUUAAAAUUCCUACGGUGUGAUCACAAUCUAAUUUGGAUUUUGAUCAACUGAGAUGGAGAAGAUACAAUCAUUGACAUCACACAAUGGAGUUGUGAUUUUCACAAAGAGCACAUGUUGUUUGUGUUAUGCUGUCACUGUUCUGUUCCAAGAACUUAGGGUCAACCCUAUAGUUUAUGAAAUAGAUCAAGAUCCUGAAGGAAGGGAGAUGGAGAAAGCUCUUCUUAAAAAAGGGUGUAGCUCACCUGUGCCAGCUGUAUUCAUAGGUGGCAAGCUUGUGGGCUCCACCAAUGAGGUCAUGUCCCUCCACCUAAGUGGCUCCCUCAUUCCGCUGCUGAAACCCUAUCAGUUACUUUCUUAAAUCAAUUCUAGUUAACACUGGUUAUAGUGUUUGUGGGGACAAUUUAUCUGAAGAAAUAAGGUUGGCUCAAGACAUAAGAGCUGUAGUAAUGAUCUAUUAUCAAAAUGGAUUAUGUAUUAUAUUUAUAGUAUUUACAUAGCAUUUUAUUAGCUUCAGCCUUCAGACUCUAGUGGUGGUAAGGAAGAUUGGCAUUCAAGACUAUUAUGAUUAUUAUUAGUUUUUGAUUACGAAUGUAGUUUCAUGAAUCUGUUCACAUGUGUUUGAUGAAAACACAUAGUAUGUUUUAUAUGAAUGGGAUUAUAAAUUUAUUAA